This is a messenger RNA of Cottoperca gobio, 1719 nucleotides long. It is a transcript of the gene lactbl1b, whose product is annotated as lactamase, beta-like 1b. The record is from RefSeq and is a predicted model, not a curated record. Lineage: Eukaryota; Metazoa; Chordata; Actinopteri; Perciformes; Bovichtidae. The transcript is spliced from 6 exons. Bases 16 to 1719 code for a protein of 567 amino acids.
ACUAAAACCAACAAGAUGAAGGUGAAAUGGACCCAGCUGGGUUUGGUGUUCUUCCUCGUUUUGUCCCUGGUGAUGACAGGAUGCUUCUUCUGGCAAUAUCAGCUGCCAAAACUCCUGCCAGAUGACAGGAUGGGUCGCAAUGCCGCAUCGGAGAUGAUGUGUCCUCGCUUCCCCGAGCCUCUCCAGCUGGAGCAUCCCAUCCCCAGUCUGAAAGAGGCGCUGGAAAAGGUGGACGUUUUGCUUCGGCAGACCGUCAACCCCAUCAGCCUUCCCUCGCUGUCGGCCAUCGUGAUCUUAAAUGACACUGUUCUGUGGACCGGCAACUUUGGAAAAAGGAAUAGCAGUGACCCUCUCUCAGGACCCCCCAAUGAGUACACAAUAUACAGAAUUGCAAGCCUAUCCAAAAUCUUCCCGACUUUGAUGUUAUACAAAUUGUGGGAGGACGGGAAGAUUGGUUCCCUGGAUGACCCUCUGGAGAAAUAUGUGGAGAACUUCACCAUCAAAAAUCCUCUGGGAAAGACGCGAGACUCUGAGCUGAAAUACGUGACAGAUGGCCUGAUAUUCCUGGACAGUGGGGAGGUUCAGAUACGCUCCUCCUCUGUCACCCUGCGCAGGAUGGCCAGCCAGCUCUCAGGCCUACCCAGGAGACUCCGGGCCACAAGUCUGCUUUGGAAAGGAAAAACACAAACUGCAAUAAAUCUGAUGCAAGAUGAUGUCCUCGUCGCAGACCCAGGCACCAAAUGUCACUACAGCAACCUUGCCUUCUCGUUGUUGGCUCAUGUGAUGGCUGAGCGAGUGGCUGCCGUUGACUACCAGCGCUGGAUCGCAGACAAUAUCCUGGACCGGCUGGGGAUGGAGGACACUGGCUUCGACAUCACCCCAGGGCUCGGGGGCCAGAUGGCUGUGGGAGUGUACUCCAACGGAAAGCCAGCCCCGCUAUACGACCUAGGCUGGUACCGGCCUUCAGGUCAGAUGUUCUCCACGGCUGCAGACUUGGCCAAGCUCGCCAUGGUGCUGCUGGGCGCUUAUCACCGCAAGAUGCUGGAGCCAGACUCAUUGAAGAUCAUGCUGACCCCGCUCUUCAGGUGCGAUAAGGACUACUUUGCCAACCGUACUGGAACGCCGUGGGAGGUGAAUGAGCUCAUGGGCUACGAGAUGGUGCGUAAAGAUGGAGAUCUGGAUGGCUACUCUGCCACCUUCUCCCUGGUGCCCAGACUGAAGCUCGGUCUGGUGGUGCUAAUGGCUGGCAGCCGAUCUCAGAAGCAGGACUUGGUCACCAAGGCCUACACCCACAUCAUACCAGCCAUAGAAAGAGCCUUCAGGCAGGCUAAGAAGAUCCUCUAUCCCCCGCCAAACCCAGAACCUUACAUCGGCUUUUUCACAUACAGCAACAUCACCUUCUACGAGAUAAAAGUUGGGCCAGACGGAGUUCUAAUAAUGCAACAGUUUGGGCCUCAGAUUGAGGAGCUGAUCCCAGAGAAGUACAGAACAAUACAGCUCAACUACCUGGUUGACCGCGUGUUCAGAGUAGUUUUUGAAAAAGAAUACCCUUGUGUUUUACAAGUCGGCACAGCCUCAGUGUCCCUGGAAGCCCAAGAUGGCCAAUUAUUUAACUUCUACACAUUUGACAAGCGCGGUUUGUCCCCUGGUUUUGAUGCACCAGGACUUAACACGUACAAUGUGGUAAGAAUAGCCCGCAGACCAUCCUUUUCGAGCUGA